GUAACUCUGUUUUCUUCUGUUUGAUUCAUUCUUGUAAGUUUUGAGGAGAAAGAAAAGAAGAAACAUUGAGUGUAUAAUGGGGAAUUUGAAAGAGGGUUUCCGAUUCAGUCCGACUGAUGCAGAAGCUGUUACUUUCUUGUUGAGAUUCAUUGCUGGAAAAUUCAUGAAUGAUUCUGGAUUCAUUACCACUCAUGUUGAUACUUACGGUAAACAAGAACCAUGGGAUAUUUACAGUCACGGAGUAGCCUGCUCUAAUGACGACGAGGACAAUGAUUGUAGUCAAUAUCGCUUCUUCAUCACAAAACUCAAGAAAAAAAGCGAGUCGAGAUAUAGUCGUGAUGUGGGAAAUAAGGGAAGUUGGAAACAGCAAGACAAGAGCAAAUCCGUUCGAAGGAAAGGCGGACCAGUUAUUGGAUACAAGAAGAGCAUGUCUUAUAUGAAUAAAGGGUAUAACAAGAAAAAUGGUGAUUGGCUGAUGAAGGAAUACACCCUCCCUGAGUAUCUUCUUGAUAAAUUUGACAAGGAUUGCAGAGAUUAUGUUCUCUGUUCUAUUAAGAAGAGAACUCGCUCCAAAACUCACACUAAAGAAAAAUUGAAGUUGGUGAAUAUUGUUCCUGAAGAGUCCACGAAUUUGGAAGAUCAAAGUUCUGCCACUGUUGGAUCGACUAGUUUUACUGAGGAAUUACAAGGAAGGGGAGUGGAUGCAGGGGAAUAUCUGCCCCAAUUGGAGUUGCAGAAUGAUAUGCACGAGGGGACAAGCAUCUUCGUUGAGACAUUACCAGCUCCUUAUACUUUUGAAGCAACAUCCAUGCUAGAUUUUGAUUAUCAAUAUUUACCUGCUGACUUUGAUUUUCUAAGAAGCAUUACUGCUUGAUUAUGUAAUUAGUAGAAUUCUUGAACAAGUUGUAUAAAUUCGAAUUCUUGCACUUUUAGUGAAUUUGAACAGUCUUGGUUUUCUAUUCUCAAUGAUGUUUGGCCAACAUUUGCCUUGGAUUGUUACUUUAUUAUUU
Molecule: messenger RNA, 1010 nt
Organism: Solanum pennellii
Lineage: Eukaryota; Viridiplantae; Streptophyta; Magnoliopsida; Solanales; Solanaceae
Product: NAC domain-containing protein 78-like
Exons: 1
Coding region: 77-874 (265 amino acids)
Biological process (GO): regulation of DNA-templated transcription
Molecular function (GO): DNA binding
Source: RefSeq, a predicted model, not a curated record